AUGCGGGCCCUGGUCAAGGAUGUUGUCGGCUACAACGCCCUGGGACACUGCUUCUUUACUGAGGAUGGGCCAGAAGAACGCAACACGUUUGAUCACUGCCUUGGACUGCUUGUUAAGCCUAGCACUCUCCUUCCAUCUGACCGAGACAGCAAAAUGUGCAAGCUGAUUACAGAAGGGGCCUACCCAGGGUAUAUCCCCAAACAGUGCUAUGAUGUGCCGAGUGCAGAAAAGUUCCAAACUCCUUGUGUGGGCUCAGAGAUGAUGUCUGCUGUCAAUGCUUCCGAAUUCACACAUGUCGUGUUCCUUCUGCCUGGGGUACCUGGGCAGGAAGACGCCCGUAUCUGGAGCUCUGUUGCCUUCUGCUUAAUAUAUGCUAUUGCUGUUGCAGGCAAUUCAGUCAUUCUGUUCAUUAUAAGAACAGACCCAAGCCUCCAUCAGCCCAUGUACAUUUUCCUUUCCAUGUUGGCCCUCACAGACCUUGGCUUUUUGAUCGUUACCAUGCCGACGAUACUGGGUGUGUACUUGUUUAACUUUAGGGAGAUCAGCUCCCAUGCCUGCAUUUCCCAGUUGUACUUUUUUGCCGUGCUUAUGUUCACUGAAUCUGCCGUGCUCCUGUCGAUGGCCUUUGAUCGCUUCAUCGCCAUCAGUGACCCGCUGAGAUACGCUUCCAUCCUAACCCUGCCGAGAGUAGCCAAGAUGGGGCUGGUGUGUGUGCUAAGAGCACUUGCUUUAAUACUCCCGCUCCCCCUUUUCGUGAGACAGUUCCAAUACUGCCAAUCCAAAGUCCUCACCCAUUCCUACUGCCGGAAUGAGGACAUGUUGAAGUUGUCUUGCUCCGAUAUCAGAGCCAGCAGCAUGUACGGCUUGAUCAAUAAAACCUUAGCCAUGGGGUUGGACUUGCUGCUCAUCUUCGUCUCUUACGUAAUGAUCCUCAAAACCGUGCUGAGCAUCGCGUCCCAAGAAGAGAGCCUCCGGGCCCUAAACACCUGCGUCUCCCACCUCUGCGCCGUCCUCCUCUUCUACACACCAGAGUUCAGCUUGUCGGUGAUAACCAGGUUCGUGAAGAACACGUCUCCUUUUCUUCAUAUGCUUCUGAGCUACAUCUCCCUGCUUGUCCCACCCCUGAUGAAUCCGAUUGUGUACAGCGUGAAAAGCAAACCCCUGCGUGCAAGGAUCAUCAAAGUGUUCUCCAAGUGA
Messenger RNA from Pelodiscus sinensis (Chinese soft-shelled turtle), 1197 nucleotides. The record is from RefSeq and is a predicted model, not a curated record. Lineage: Eukaryota; Metazoa; Chordata; Testudines; Trionychidae.